AUGUCAGGUCUGCAGAGAAAUAAUAGGAACAAUAUCGUGUCCACAGAUGAUUCGUCAUCAUCACACAAGUAUCUUUCUGCAUCUGAUAGCCAUCAUCGUAAUAACAUGGAUACAUGUAACCAGCAGUUUGAAUUGAAUGUUUCGGAUGGUACAUGUGCUUUACUUGGAUCAGAUACACUCGAUGGAAUCUCAACACAUAUCCUACAUUCGAAUAUUCAAAAUACUUCUGAUAUCCUUUCGUCAUUUAUUUCAAAUUUUGAUGUGACAUCUGGAAGUGCAUCUAACACAUGUAUGCAAACCACAUCUACAGCCUUCCAACCAACAUGUUAUGACCAACAACAUCCAUUCUUUAGUAUUGCUAAAGAUCUGCCUGCCAAUGGCAUGUUUGCUCUUUCCUCGGACAAGUUCAAGAUUAUUUAUCCUAGAUUGCCUUUAUUCAUAAUUACCAUUCAAAAUUGCAAUGUCCUUCUCAAACUCUUAGAGGAAAACAACCAAAUUUCUCUGAGUUGUCAUAUUGCUGCUUUUAAGGUGGAUGGUAAAUUUGAUGUCAUUACUUUCAAUGAGGGGCCACUCAACCAAGACAUGAGCUUUGAAGAGUUAUUACAGAAACAUGUAACAUCACCUGUUCGAGAAGGAGGUGUUAUCAACAUUGAAUUUCAUCCAAGAGGUUCCAUACUCCCCUCUGAUAUGGAGUUAUCUAUGUACUCACAUUUUACUAUUAACUUUCAACUGAUUUGCAAUUGCAAUUCACUAAUUGACCAAAUAUCACUUGCUCCCUUCAAGAUUCCCAAUGUUAGCAUUUCAAUGAAGGAAGAUUUCUCUUCCUCCUCCAAAUAUAUUAUAGGCUCACUUGCUGGCCGUUCAGAUUCCCUAAUUAAAAAAGGCACUAAGAAACUACCCUCUCCAAUUUCAGUCAAACUCUCUAAAAAAUUGAUGGACCAAUGUUUCAAUUCAGGCAUGAAGGAAUUGUAUUUGAAUGUGUAUGUUAGAGGAGAAGAUGGAAUCUCAUGUGAUUCUUUCAUGGAACAUAACCAUUCUGAUCAGUACUGUUUGUUAAAACAUAGUAUUUUCAAACUCAGACCAGAUAUUUACACAUACUCCAUUGAUGAAGAACUGGGAAAGUUGGAGAAGGGAGAGAAGAAACCUCAAAAAUCAAAAUUCAGAUUGGGUAUAGCAUUGACAACCAAAUUUAUGGUGAAGAAUAAGGACUUUUCUAAAAAGAUUAUCAAAUUCAAAACAUCAAACAAUGGUAAAUCUAUUGUGGCAUGGUCAGAAACUACACAAUUCUCCUGUGCAACGAGACAAGAGAUUUGCCUUAAAGGUUCAAAGAGAGGAAGAAACGAACUGGAAGGUUCUGAUUGUGCGAGUGUUGUAACAAGCUCUAUCGUGGAUGAAUCUCCACCUCCCACUCCUCAAUCAAAAAUAGGGUGGACUUGUUUCAAUACUACAAUUACACCAACUUCGACAACAUACUCUUCAUUUAUUCAUCCAACAGAGGCAAAGAAGACCAACAAUGAAAAGAGUAAUUUGAUUCAAUCUUUGGUGGAAAUGAGAAAUGAAUUUUCCAAAUAUAUGGAACAGCAAAUAUACCUUCAGAAGGAAUUCGAAAUCAAAUCUCAAACAUUGAUCGACUUGUUGGAGAGAAGUGGAGCUGAAUCCCCGUCUCAAUCUAUUCCUGUUCAUUUCAGUGGUCUAGUUCCAAACCAAGGAGUUGAAGGAACAUUUGUUUCUCAAUGUCAUUCAGUGUUUUGUUUAAUGGAAUUGAGCUUGCUUCAAGUGGAGGAGUAA
Messenger RNA from Naegleria gruberi, 1788 nucleotides. RefSeq lists its product as uncharacterized. The record is from RefSeq and is a predicted model, not a curated record. NCBI's taxonomy places the organism in Eukaryota, Heterolobosea, Eutetramitea, Acrasida, Naegleriidae. Bases 1 to 1788 code for a protein of 595 amino acids. The transcript is spliced from 2 exons.